Molecule: messenger RNA, 1516 nt
Organism: Physella acuta
Lineage: Eukaryota; Metazoa; Mollusca; Gastropoda; Physidae
Source: RefSeq, a predicted model, not a curated record
CUGACGCGGUCUCACCUGUCCACAUCUGAUCCGACAGUCCACCUCUAGCCCGAGACCACACCUGGCCGGUAGUAAACCUACAGCACCUUUCGUCUGAUAGUCCGGUACCUGGUACCUAAUCUCUUCAAAUCUAAGACCAAAUCCCCAAACAAGAUGUAUCUUCUGAGCUUGUCCUCCUGUCUUCUGCUGUGUCUGAUGUCUUCAGUCCACAGCCAGGAUGCUUUAUCUGGAGAUGAAACGCUCAAGUUUUUUGGUGCACUCGUGCAGCCACUGAGCUGGAAGAGGGAAAUCCUCAACAACGCCACAGACAGGGGCGUCGACAGGAUCAUUGAGAGUCUCAAGGAGAUCCCCCUAGGUCUCCACGCCAUCCACGAGGCAGCGAAGAAGAUCAAGGUCGACCUCCCCCAACACAAACAGAUGACGUCAGACAUCCUGGGGAGACUCUCCGACCUGCUCGCCCAAACCCGCUCACGUCUGCUGGGGAUCUUCAGCGACUGCGGCUCCGGUCUCAAGUUCUCUGAUCUGCAGGUGACCACUGAAGACUACGGCGCCUUCAGCGAGCAGCCCGACUUGGACAUUGACCUUGACGCCCAGAACGUUAACCUCCCCUCCCCUGAGGCAGAAGCUGGGUCAAGCGACGAGAGGAGGCUGUUUGACCUGCUCCUGCAGCCCCAGCAGUAUGACCCAGCCCUGCUCAAUCGUGUUCUGGACCAGUUCGGGAGAGAGAAACACAUUACGAUUAGUGACGCUGCCUCCGCCAUCUUGAAAAUCGCAGAAGGCAUCAACCAAAGACACAGCGACAGACUUCGCAAACACAUCGGUAAGAUGAGAGAAGUCGCCCAGAAUCUCCGCAAACUCAAAGAAAGCCUGGCCCACUGUCAGCGCGAGAUAGAGAAUCUCCUGAGGGUGUCCACUGAACUCAAAUACACGGCCCACGAAAACGUGAAGAAGGCCAUCCAAGCUGCCAGCGAGAUCAGCGGCUCUGUGUUGCGUCUGGGCUGCCUGUAAUCAGGUCACCGAUCCUGCGCAUUGGCCCAAAUGCGCAUAACAAAAAAGAAUGCUUUUUGGCCAUGUUGAGUAGUGGAAAAAAUUCAUGUCUUCAACAGAACAAUUUGAAAUUAUGAUUAUUUUUUAAUAUUUCACCUUUUCUCAUUUUUUUUUAACAUUUCGUUAAUAUUUUAAAAUUUUCAUAUUACGAUAUAUAUCUUUAAGUCAGGGGCGUAGCCAGGGUUUUUGGGGUCAAGGUAGAGCGGCGAAUGCAUAAAUAGACGCCAAUAUUUCACUUCAUUUUCAACACCCUUUCAAUGUUGUUGUUUCAUCUGUGUACAUUUCCAAAGAGACGCAAUAUUAGUAAAAAUAAAAAAUUCUCAGGUGAAUGGCCGCUCCCCCAUUGUCUAUACCUUUACACAUUAGAAACAUAUCACUUAGGCUUACGAUACAAAUGUCAAGUUAAGUGUAGUUCUUGUUUGUGUUUUGUUCUGCUUGGAAGAAGUAAAGUUUUUGCAAUCAUGAAAAA